UCCGGUGCCCCUCCUCUUGGAGUCUGCUCCAGGACUCCUGAGUAAAUUCCUGCUAGCUGCACAGGAAAAGCGACUGUAUCUGCUAAUAAGUUAUUUAAAACAUUUACAUAUAUCGCAGAACACUGCUGGGGCCGCCACAAGGUAAUCCGUAUUUCCUCUCGGAUUCAAAAGAUGGGCUCGUAACCAUAUUCAGUUCCCGCAACUAACGCUGCCGCCUCAAUGAGUCACACUGCAAGUUCCCACAUGACAGACUCUGCAAGAACAGGGGGGAGCCUCCUAUCAAGCUUGGGACCGUCUCCAGACAGAAUGCGCUCCCCGGACAGCCUGGCCACCCCCAGCCCGAAAGGGGGAACCCCAAACUCCAGCCCGCCCCUACUGCUAUCCCCAGGGUUUGGGGGAGGCGAGGGGGGAGACUGGGAAGGCCGGGAGGAGCUGCGGCUGCGAGAGCUGGAGGAGGCGCGCGCACGGGCAGCCCAGAUGGAGAAGACGAUGCGCUGGUGGUCAGACUGCACCGCCAACUGGAGGGAGAAGUGGAGCAAGGUGAGGGCGGAGAGGAACAAGGCCCGGGACGAGGUCCGGCAGCUGCGGCAGAGGCUGGACACCCUGACCAAGGAGCUGACCGCGGUGCGCAGAGAGAGGCAGGAGCUCUCCAAUGAGAACGAGCAGCUCAGGCAGGAGACUGGACGCCUCCGUGAUGACAGGACAACCCCCACCACCGACGCUACUACUAAUGCCCAGCCCUGCCUUGCUCUGAACCCGCCCCCCUCCCAGACCCUCAACAACAAGCUGGUCUCCGAGGGGCUGGGGUCUCCUGAGCAGGAGCCUGUGCGGGACGUGGGGACGGAGAAACCUGAUAACAACAAGGAGCUGGAGCUGCUGGAGUCCCUGCUGCGGGCGAAGGUGGCCGAGGGUCCAGAGAACUGGGACGUGCGCAGUGCGGGCAGCCUUCGCUCGCCCCUCAGUCGUCAGGACCGCAGCCGGCUGCUCUGGGACGACGUGUCCGUCAUUGAGGAGGACACCAGCAAGGUCAACGCCCUCCAACUGCGCCUCGACGAAUCACAGAAAGUCCUGCUCAAGGAGAGAGAGGACAAGCUGUCUCUCAGUAAGAGCAUCGAGAAGCUGGAGGCUGAGCUCAGCCAGUGGAAACUCAAAUACGAGGAGCUCAGCAAGACCAGGCAGGAGACCCUCAAACAGCUGAACCUCCUGAAGGAGGUGCACCAGGAUGAGCUAGGCCGCAUGUCAGAGGACCUGGAGGAUGAGUUGGGCGCCCGCUCCAGCAUGGACAAGAAGCUGGCUGAGCUGCGAGGGGAGAUGGAGAGGCUGCAGGCGGAGAACGCGGUGGAGUGGGGGCGUCGGGAGCGCCUGGAGACGGAGAAGCUGACGCUGGAGCGCGACAACAAGAAGCUGCGCACGCAGAUCGAGGACCUGGAGGAGCAGCUGGCGCGCAAACGCAAGCAGGCGGCCAGCGCCCUCGACACCGACCUCAAGAGCAUCCAGAGCGAGCUCUUCGAAAGGAGCAAGGAGCUGUCAGACAUGCGGCACGUCCACUCCAAGUUGAAAAAGCAAUACCAGGAGAAGAUGGCGGAGCUGGCCCACGCCAACAGGAGAGUGGAGCAGCACGAGGGGGAGGUGAAGAAACUGCGACUGCGCGUUGAGGAGCUCAAGAAGGAGCUGGCCCAGGCAGAGGACGAGCUUGACGAUGCUCACAACCAAACCAGGAAGCUCCAGAGGUCCCUGGAUGAGCAGACCGAGCAGUCGGAGAACACCCAGGUGCAGCUCGAACACCUGCAAUCCAGGCUGCGUCGGCAACAAAACCCAUCUCUGUUUGAUAAGAUUCGGAGCGCCAGGUUCAGCGAGGACCCAAAUGAGGUGGCCAGUGAUCCUGACGAGGAGGAAGAGGAGCUGCAAAUCCAGAUUCCCUAGUGGACAGACUCUCUGUGAGGCGUCAUCGACCUCAAACACACACACACACACACACACACACACACGGGCCAGGUGACCUUCUAAGAGCGCUGUUACUCUCGUCAAUGGCUGACAAACUGGCGGACCUGCUUAUAGUGCUGGUAUUGUGGAUGUCUGAGAGAAGAUGGCACAUGUUUUGUGUGGCAGCCGCCCACUUUGUUUAUCAGGCCCUUCUGGGAUAUGUUUGCCCACCAAGGUCACUGGCUUAUAUCCUUCUACAAUAUUGCUUUUGGGAAAAAAAGUCUUCAUGCUGGCUUUUCUGUUUUCUCAGCUAGUGAAACUGUAAAGGGUAUAAAUGACCUUGUUGAAAUCCCAGGGUGCUGGUUAUGUUUAAACCACGCCUGAGGCAUCCGUACUGAGAUUGCACACAGCUCAGGACGCUCCUGCAGGUUCAAACUGUGAUUCAAGUGGUGUCCGAGAGGGUUAUCUGAAAUGCAUCUCUGAUCUGUGGAUCAUUUCUACUGACCUCCUAGAAACCAGCAGCCAGCAUGUCGGCAACAUUGCUGUGGCCCAAUGUGUGUAUGUAAUGAUUUAACUUUGAAACUGAUGUUUGUGCUGAAUUGGAACGACAGGCGUCGGGAGACGGCACAUUCAAAAGCAAUAAACCUUCAAGUAUUAUUAUUAUUAUUAUUAUUAUUAUUUAUUUCUUAGCAGACACCCUUAUCCAGGGCGACUUACAAUCGUAAGCAAAUACAUUUCAAGUGUUACAGUACAAGUAAUACAAUAAGAGCAAGAUAAAUAAAAUUACUUUGGUUCAAGCAAGUACAAGUGUGACAAAAUACAAUUCAAUACUACAGCAGAUAACAGUGACAGUUACAUCAAGUAUAUUUAAAAAUAAUGAUGCUGUUAGGGGACCAAGCCAUUGUCACUGUUACAAUGGACAUUAUUGAACUUUUAAUGAUUGUUAUUACAUGUUCUAUUUACCUGUAUAAAUACUUGGAUCCAGUAUGUGCAGUGCUCUAGGGUGGUGAAUGCACCUCUUCACCUGGUUCAUUGUAAUUGAGGUUGUAUAUUUUUAGGGGAUGAACACUGACCCCCAUAUUUCCCCCCUUAAGAGUGUUCCUUUACAUCUGCAGGUGGAGUCUAUAGUGACAGAUCUUUUGAAGUCUCAGCAAUAAUAGAGCAAGACUUUCUGAAACACUGUACAGAAUGUUUGCACAAUAUCAGUGCAUUGAAAUUGCAAGCUGCUCCCUAACAAAUGUUUGAACACACAGGGGGUUACCUGGUCCACUUCUUGGAAAUGAGGACAUAAUUAUCUGAUUACAGGCAUGUGAGGUCAUUAUUGACCGCCCCCACAGGCAACAGCUGUUACCACGGAAACUAGAUAAAUCAGGCCAUGGCGGAAAUCAGGCUCUUGAGAGAGAGAAAUGGAUAUAUACGUUUUUAAUUAAAUUUAAAAUACUCAAGUGCUGUUUAUACGUGCAUUUGCUAAUGUCUAAAUCCAACCCUUAUUUGAUGGUGGUGUAUUGUGUUGUCGUCAACAACAGAAUAGUCACCGGCAAAUGUGUUUUGAUAAAAAGUAGAUGCUGCUGACAUCUGGUCAAAACUGCUUCCAGCUACCCCUGGAGGUUGACCUCAGAUGGCAACCUCCAAUCAGAUCACAGAUACAGCAUACACGAUUGUUACAUUUUUAAAUGUAUCUGAAUUAAGAUCAACUUCUGGCAGACACCAUCACCAUAAUCCACUUUAUUCUGAUAUUGACUAUCAGUUUCAAUUUCAUAAAAUUACCCUACAAUUAUGAGGGGAGACUCAUUUCGGGGUAGCUGUUGCGAAGGAGCAAAUAUUGUUAAAAGGAACAGUAGAAUAGAGUAGCAACCGACCAGAGCUGGCUAAUGAUCUAAAUGUCUUUACAUGACCUUUGUAUAUUAUGUGAUUGUGCAUAGGACAGUGAUCCAUAGUGGGUUAAUGUCGGAGCUCCUCCUUUGUUUAUGGGAGCAGGGGGAGGGUGGUAAAUCCAUGCAUUGUUACUCUGUAAAUGUGCCCCGGAGGAUGUGGUUUUGAAUCUCAUUUUAAUUUGCACUCUGGUCUUACUCAGGGUGUAGGUAAAUGCAUUAUAUUACUGGAUUGCAAUAAAAUGAAAGAUCAUUGUGCUGGCUUUCAUCUUGCAGGUGGACUGAUGUGGAGGUAACAGCAGACUUGCAUAUAAACCCGUUCUGAGUAUUUUGAUAUGGAAUAUCAAACGAUUAAAUGAUUUAAGUUUUGUUUUAAGGUGAUUGUUUUUUUUUUCAAUAUUGAGGGGUGGAUACAAUAACAAAAAUUAUGUUCUUUGUUAGCGUUCAUACAUAUUUGUUAAUGAUCUUACCUUUGAAAAGGUUAAAGCAGCUAUUCUAACCUGAAGAAGUUCUGCUCUGUCUCGCUUGCAUGCGAUUCUGUCACAACAGAAGCUGCUGUUUGCGUCACACAUCUGCUAACACGACUGGAGUAUUGCUGCUGGCAAUCUUUAGCAGCAUUACACCAGUUGUUUCAUACAUUUUUGAAGCCAUACUCUAUGUACUUGCUUUGUGAACAGCUUGUACUAUAAACCACAAUGGCUGGCUUGGAAAGGUGCAUUACAAUUAGCAACACAAUCUCAAGGAAGACUUUAUAGAGCCCAUAGGAGAGCUAUGUCAUUCCAGACCUCCAGACCAUUUUUCCCCCCAGUAAACUGCAGUGGGAUAUAACCCAUCAUUCCAGUAAGUUUAUUAUGGCAUAACACUAACUAGCAUCCUUUGACUGUCUCACGUAAUCACGAGGCUCUGCAUUUCCCACCCGACAUUCCAGAGAAACAUAUGCAUGUAGUUUAAAGCAUUGCUGGCAUUUCAGUAGUCAACAUUGUGAAGGUGUCCCUUUUACUAGUUAUUGCCUUGUGUUUGAUAACCCAACCAUCCAUAUAACUGCAGUAAUACACUACAGGCAAGCUAGACGUUUUAAAAAUGGCUUUUAUUGCAACAACCAAGACCCAGAAGAACAGCGAUUGUCAUCUGAAAUGGGGAUUUUUUUUUUGUAUAUUAUUAUUAUUAUUAUUAUUAUUAUUAUUAUUAUUAUUAUUAUUAUUAUUAUUAGUGUUAAUUGUAAUACAGUAUUCUAAUUUGAACGGCUCCCUUACUAGUAAUGUGUUUUCAGAUAAGUUCCUGUUUAUUUAUUGUUGUUGUACAUCUGCUUCAGCCCAGUGUUGUAAACUGUUUGUUUCAUAUUAAGAACCGAUGUAUAAGAUAUUACAAAGAAAGGGUGCUAGGUCACUAAGUUCUGUUUUUAUACUUUUUACGUACUGUGUCUUGAACCAAAGAUUCUGCUAUCUAUCUUGCUGUCGCUUCUGUUGAAUCGUGUUUGUUUCUCAUGCUUCCUGGGGGUGCUCAAGCACUACAGACCCACACUGUGUGCUGAUUGCAUUUGCAGAAAGAAAAAGCAAAUGCUUCUUGCUAUUUUUAUAACAUUGUUUUUUGGCUGGUAGGUAAACUCUACACCGGUGCAAAAAGAAUGAAAACGCAAGGCCUUGAUUACUUUUAUAUCUGUACCAGUUGAUUUUCUGGAGCUUGGAACUGGCUACUCUACUUUAAAACACAUACACACACGAUACUAAACACUACUAAUCCAGAGUAUUCUAUGUAUGUUAUGUAUCUUAAAAAGUAAUUAUAUAUUUUUUACUGUUUUACUUUUUUUGUACCAAUCCCUGAAAAAAAUCAUUUAAUAAAGGUGAAAAGUCUUCA
This is a messenger RNA of Acipenser ruthenus (sterlet), 5648 nucleotides long. RefSeq names its product coiled-coil domain-containing protein 102A-like. NCBI's taxonomy places the organism in Eukaryota, Metazoa, Chordata, Actinopteri, Acipenseriformes, Acipenseridae. Bases 220 to 1923 code for a protein of 567 amino acids. Gene Ontology annotation, cellular component: myosin complex. The record is from RefSeq and is a predicted model, not a curated record. The transcript has 9 exons.